Messenger RNA from Morus notabilis, 1476 nucleotides. RefSeq names its product intron-binding protein aquarius. The annotation marks the transcript as partial. The record is from RefSeq and is a predicted model, not a curated record. The transcript has 8 exons. NCBI's taxonomy places the organism in Eukaryota, Viridiplantae, Streptophyta, Magnoliopsida, Rosales, Moraceae.
UGAGCCAAAAAUUCAUUAUCACAAAACCGUUAAAAAUCCAAAAUCCCUCCAGUUUCUUCUUCCAUGAACUACUGAAAUACUACUCUUCUCUUUCUCUACACUAAAUCUCCACUUCUUUGCGUCUCCUAAAACCCUAGAUUCCCUUCUCUCACAAUGACGAAGGUGUACGGCACCGGCGCGUACGACUUCAAGCGCCACCACGUCGCCGAAUACCCCGUCGAGACGCACCACCAGCUCACCGAUAAGCCGGUCGAGUCGAAGCCCGGAUCGACGCUUCCAAGCUCGAUAACGCUGUUGGAGAUCCAGCGUGACAGACUCACAAAGAUCGCCAUGGCCAACUGGUCCAAGGCCGGCGAUUCUACGGAGCCGAGGAAGCCGUUCGACGCCGAAUUGGUGAAUGAAAUCUAUGAUACGGAGCUGAUGGUGAAGGAAGGGCAGAGGAAGUCCGUUCCAUUGCAGAGAGUAAUGAUAUUGGAGGUUAGCCAAUAUCUGGAGAACUACUUAUGGCCUAAUUUCGACCCCCAGACAGCGACCUUCGAGCAUGUUAUGUCGAUGAUCAUAAUGAUUAACGAAAAGUUUCGGGAGAAUGUGGCAGCUUGGGUUUGUUUUUAUGACCGAAAAGAUGUAUUUAAAGGGUUUCUUGAGAGGGUUCUUCGUCUUAAGGAGGGAAGGGAAUUGAGUAUAGCAGAGAAGACAAAUUAUUUGGUCUUUAUGAUUAAUGCGUUUCAGAGUUUGGAAGAUGAGAUAGUCAGUGAGACUAUUCUUAGAUUGGCAAGUUUGCAAUCAUGGCAUAGUUUAUCCUACGGUAGAUUUCAGUUGGAGCUUUGUUUGAACACGGAUUUGAUCAAGAAAUGGAAGAGGAUGAUAAAGAGAGAAGCCAAGGAAGUUGCGAAGCGAGGAGAGCCUUUUGAUCCCUUAAACAGGCUUGAAGCAAAGUUUUUGAGGAAUCUCAUUGAGGAGUUUCUAGAGAUACUUGAUUGCAAGGUUUUCUCCUCGGAACAGUUUAUCGAUGGAGAUGAUAUGCAUAUUAAUGCUGAUGGAUUAGCACAGAUUGAUGAUGCCUGUGUCCUAUACUGUGAACGAUUUAUGGAAUUUUUAAUUGACCUUCUGAGCCAACUGCCAACGAGAAGAUAUUUGAGGCCUCUUGUUGCCGAUGUUGCUGUGGUAGCCAAAUGCCACUUAAGUGCUCUUUAUAGGCAUGAAAAAGGAAAACUCUUUGCACAACUGGUUGACUUGCUGCAGUUUUAUGAACGUUUUGAGAUUAAUGAUCAUGUCGGGACACAAUUGACUGAUGAUGGGGUGCUGCAAUCUCACUAUGACCGCCUGCUAUCUUUUCAACUACUUGCUUAUAAAAAGGUUCCCAAGUUAAGAGGGCUUGCACUGUCCAACAUUGGUGCAAUAGGCAAGCGCAAUGAUCUAUCUAAGAAAUUAUCUGUACUUUCUCCGGAAGAACUGAAGGAUUUAGUUUGUAGCAAG